AUGUCCAGAGUGGAGGCCCUGGGAGAACCAGACCUUCGAUCUCAACUCAGGGAGUUCCGAACAGACAUCGCCAUGGCUAUCGAUGACGCCUUCCCAUUGGUCCAUGGGCUAGUGGACCGCAACAUUAUUAGUGACCAGUUGCUUCAGGAGACCUUGGAGAGGGAGACCAGAGAGGGCAUCCACAAGGCCAUGUACUCCCUCCUGUCCUGGCUGCUGGAACAGGGCAGGAGCACCAUCAAGGCCUUCUGGAGCAACCUGGCCAAGGACUACAACCAGGACCGCUACCCCCGGCUCCAGGCCCUCCUCGCCAGCCUCCAGCCCCCCCAGCAGGGCUCUGCGGCCAGCUCAGGCUCCAGGCAGGGGAAGGGGUCCCCCGGAGGCUCCAGAGCCCACAGCAGGAAGAGGACCCUGGGCGACGGAUCAUCUGCCCACCACCAACACUCCCACAGUCAGUCCCAUGCCAAGAGAAGCACCAGCACAGGCAGCAGAGCGAAGGGGGUGAGGAAGAGUGAAGCUCCAGCGGUGGCUCAGGUCCCGGGGGAAAGUGGUAUGCAGGCGGUGUCCACCUCAGUCCAGCGGGCUGUCACCUUGUCUUCCAGUGAGUUCCCUGUCAGCUGUGGGGCCAGAGAGGAGAUCCUCAUCAAACAGGUGUUCGGCUCUGGAACUGCCAAAAAGUGCAUCAAGGUGGGUGGUGAAUACUUUAGCUCUGGUCCACUGGAGGAGAUGACAGGGGGGCUCAAGUCGAAGGGUGCAAGACCAAAAGUCAACCACAAGGGGGAGCCCUACACCAGGACAAUUGAGGUAAAUCACACAAUCCCUCUACAAACCUGUCCAUGGGCCUACUGUAUGCUUUCUGAAAAGGGUUAGCGUGUGUGACUGCAUGAUGCGUGUGUCCAGGUGCAGCGCAAUGAUGACGAGUGUGGCGUGUGUAAAGAUGGAGGGGAGCUCAUCUGCUGCGAUGGCUGUCCCAGAGCCUUCCACCUGGCCUGCCUCGACCCCCCCCUCAAUACCAUCCCCAGUCAUGCGGUGGUGAGCGAGGGAACAGGGAAAGAAACCAGCCAGCUGAGCUUGGCUCCUCCACAGAGGACCGAGACCAGCUCCAGCAACUCCACCAUAGACAUCUCCUUCUUCUCCUCCUUAUCCUCCGCCUCCCUCUCCAGCGUCACGGCAACCAAGAGCAACCACAGUUCAGGAUAUCAGUGUGCCGGUGGACAGGUCAUGGGGGUCAGGGACAUGUGUGGGGUCUGCCUCCUCAGUGGAGGAGACCUGACCCUCUGUCUGCAGUGCCUCCAGAGCUACCACACCUACUGCCAUUUCUCCACUGGAAGGUCCAUCUGCACUUCCUGCACUAGGACCUGGGGCGGCUUAGCGGACAGAGAGGCUGAAUCCAGGGGCUUACAGGAUCCACACUCGCUGGGCCCCUCCCUCCCAGAGCCCAGCCUACAGAAGGACGAGCUGGACUCCAUCAUUGGAGAGCCAGGCUCCAUAGAUGGGAUUCUGCAGUGGGCUUUCCAUAACAUCUCCAGGCCUCUCUCCGACACUCAAGCCUACUUCCAAUGAUCUCAUGUCAUUUGCAGAAGAUCGCAAACACACACAUGCAAUUGUGCUCACAUGCGGUCUUACACACUUGAGCACACACACACACCACUAGACACACAUGCACAUACAGUACUGCAGUACUCUGUCCACACAUAUAAACACACAUAAACACACAUACUGUACACACAAAAACACACACUCUUUUUCAAUGCCUCUGAUGUUAUCUCUCUUUGUCUCUCUCUCUCUCUCUCUCAUCCUCCUUUUUCCCAAGUGUUCAUGCUUAGAGCAGAAAGAAUUCACACCCACACAGAAACAGAUGGUUUUGUUUGCAUGGGUUACACACACACUGAGAAAAGAUUCAGUUUGAUGAAGAAUUCCUUGAAGACCGUCACUUAGAUCUGGAAUGUUGUUUUUGUCAAAGUUUCAGGAGUUUAGCAUAACUGCUAGAUGAAUGGACUUUUGCCAAGCAGAAGAAAGAUUUUUCUUCUCUCAAACGGUAUUUGGUUACCAUGGUUACCUGCUCCUCAAGGCCCCAAAACAAGGAUGAGGAAUGCAGAGCUGUGGACGUUAACUCUCAAUGGCGCGUGAAAGACACAGUCUAUAUUUGGAGACCUCAAGCAAGGAUAUGCUUCAGGCUUGAAUGGAAAAGAAAAUUUAGGAAUCCACCCUAUUUUAAAAUAAAGAAAGAAAUGAAGGAAAACGUUUUCUUUAAAUGGCUAUAAACAUUUAAGAACUAUGACAUGUGGCUAGGAGUGUUAGCUGCGUGCCCAGGCAUCCAUGCAGUUACAUAAUAGUAAGCCUUGGCCGACCAUGAGAGAUAUGACCUACAUGAUAGAAGGAAAUGAGCCAAACAUUAACCACAUCUUUGUGAAGAGCAACAAUGAAUCCUAUAGGUGGCAGUCAUGAGACAGACAAAUACUGAUAAACAGGGACUUUCAUUGCCAUCCUUCAUUGACAUUAGAGUUUGUGUAGUAAACCUUGAAUAAAC
Osmerus eperlanus (European smelt) is the source of this 2527-nucleotide messenger RNA. RefSeq names its product autoimmune regulator (gene aire). Lineage: Eukaryota; Metazoa; Chordata; Actinopteri; Osmeriformes; Osmeridae. Gene Ontology annotation, biological process: regulation of transcription by RNA polymerase II; humoral immune response. Gene Ontology annotation, molecular function: translation regulator activity; DNA-binding transcription factor activity, RNA polymerase II-specific; DNA binding. Gene Ontology annotation, cellular component: cytoplasm; nucleus. The transcript has 11 exons. The record is from RefSeq and is a predicted model, not a curated record.